CCAAUGCAGAGCAGCAUACACCGACACUCUAACAAAGCGGAAACGCUGGACCGUCGAGUCAAAUUAAUAUCAUGGAAACAAGCACGGAAUAAGCAUCCGACCAUGCCAUUUUGGCUACGGAAGGCAAAGCUUAGGAGUAUGCUUCCAAGAAGCAUAUAUAACUACCCCGUCUGGCUGCAUCUCUGA
Molecule: messenger RNA, 186 nt
Organism: Bipolaris zeicola 26-R-13
Lineage: Eukaryota; Fungi; Ascomycota; Dothideomycetes; Pleosporales; Pleosporaceae
Exons: 1
Source: RefSeq, a predicted model, not a curated record